Molecule: messenger RNA, 2654 nt
Organism: Melanaphis sacchari
Lineage: Eukaryota; Metazoa; Arthropoda; Insecta; Hemiptera; Aphididae
Product: PTB domain-containing engulfment adapter protein 1-like
Exons: 6
Coding region: 351-2606 (751 amino acids)
Biological process (GO): regulation of transcription by RNA polymerase II
Cellular component (GO): piccolo histone acetyltransferase complex
Source: RefSeq, a predicted model, not a curated record
UCACUAUCGCCUACCGCCUGCCACCCCGCGAACUCCGCUGCCGCACAACAGUACCUAUCAAAAUGGCGUUUUCGUGCUCGUCCUUCUUACCGUUCGUACGCCGUUGUCCCGUCGUCGUGACGGUAGCGUAAACGCAGUAAACACACACUAUAUAUUGAAUCCAUACGGCGUCACUGCCGACCAUUGUCGUUGUAUCACGAACGCAACACUACAAUAACGAACGCGAGCGCAUCGCAGAUAAAAGUGCCCUGCAACACGUACUUUACAAUAUAUUAAGGAAGCCAACAAAUUUUUACAUAAAACGCCUCGUUCUCGUCUCAUAACAAUUGUAUUCUUAAAUUCAUAUAAACAUGAGGAAUACAGGAAAUCUUUUAAAAUGGACCCAAAACUCCAACAACAAAUCAGCUAAAGGAGGAGGAGAAAAUCGAAAUUGGAUUCAUCCUCCUGAAGCUUUACAAAAAGGUCAUAUUGCAUACAUCGUUAAGUUUCUGGGAAAUGUCGAUGUAGACCAACCAAAAGGUUUUAAAGUGAUCAAAGAAUCUAUCCAAAAAUUAAAAUUUAAUCAACAAGUCCGAAAAGCUGAAGGUUCUAAAGUACCAAAAGUUGAGCUUACAAUAAGUGUUGAAGGCGUUGCGCUUCAAGAUCCAAAAACAAAAGUAAUAAUGCAUCAAUAUCCGUUACACAGAAUUUCUUACUGUGCUGACGAUAAGGUGGACAAACAAUUUUUCAGUUUUAUUGUAAAAGACUCAAAUGAAUCUGAACGACACACUUGUUUUGUAUUUAUGAGCGACAAGUUAGCUGAAGAGAUUACUCUUAGCAUUGGACAAGCUUUUGAUCUUGCAUACAAGUGGCCCAGCAAGCCGACGAACAAGCCGACUUUCAGAGCUCGGCAGUUGGAUGUUUCAAAACCUCUGCCGAUCUAUAUGUCUGAUGAUUUGCCUGACCUGCACGAGUGUAUGGAAUUAAAACGCGCUGUCCCCCAAAUGCCCAGUGGUAUGGAAAAAGAAGAAGAAUCUGAACAUCAUUUACAACGUGCCAUGGUAGCUGGGAGUGUUAUACCCACACCUGAAGUAGCUAGAUUAGUAAAUGAUGAUUUAAAAUGGCAUGAUCAAACAUACCCCCCAAACUGUCACCCUCCAAAACAACUCAUACACAUAACUCCAUUCACAAUGGAACAAGAUGUUCCAGAAUAUGAUUAUGACUCUGAAGACUUAGAUUGGCUAAAUACAACUGGUAGAUCAAAUAGUAUAACAGCUGAUAAACUUGAAGAACUUGUUGAUAAAUGGGAAAAACAUAGCACUUACAAUAUUAUUGAUUUAUCUGAUGCCAAGUCACUUACCAAAGAUGACGAAGAUACUGUAUUAUUGAUUUAUGAUUAUUGGUUGAGGAAAAGAGUACGUUUAGGUCACACUUUAUCUCCUGCUGUACGCACUGAACCUAUAGCAGGUGCUCCUCCUAAUGAUUCAUAUGUAGCAUUUAGAAAAAGACGUGAUAAAAUACAAACUAGGAAAAAUAGAAAAAAUGAUGAAGCAUCAUAUGAAAAAAUGUUAAGACUACGUAGAAACUUGGCUAGAGCAUUUGAUUUAGUUGCAUCAAUACAACAUAGAGAAGGACUUAAAAAACAAUUAGUUCAAUUAACUCUUGAUACAUACCAAAAACGAUAUGAAUUACGUGACUUUAAUGGAAAUAUUUACAAGGAUGUAGAAUUAGUAAAAACUGUACGACAUGCAUUUACACCUAUCUCAACUAAUCAUUAUAUGUCUGCUAUGUGGAAACAAGGCGAUAUGAAAAAAAGUUCUACAAGUACAAAAUACCAGGAUUCCAAAAGAGAAAAAAGACAUUAUAGAAAAAGGAAACAUAAGUCUUAUGAUGUGGAACAUUUAAGUUCUGAUGAAGAAUUAUAUUCUCCUCCACAUAAAGUUCAAAAUGUUGAUGAUAGUGGUGGUAGUAAAUGGUCUUUCCGCCGAAACAAGCAUUGCUCUUACUUGGCCCCUAUUAAUUCUCCUGAACCUGUAGACCCUACGUUUGGUUUUCAACCAGUUUAUAUACAAAAAAAUAGAAAUCAUAAAUCUUUGGGUUUAUGUAGGCCUCGGUAUGGUAGAGGUGGAAGGAUUGUUUUAGAUCGUUAUACAAAUGAUGAUGACAGAUGGGCAUCUUUAGAUUAUAAUAUAAUUGAACAAAAACAAUAUGAAAUGGUGGAAUUCAAACAUUAUUCAGAUAAUGAAAUGUCAGAUUACUUCAGCGAUGCAGACAUUGAUUGUCCAUUAAUGGAAAUUAAUAGUGAAAUACAGCGAGAUAAAACUAGGAUAGAAUUAAAUUGGGAUAGUUUUAAUCCGGAAAUAUUUCAAGGUGUUGCUGACAUUUGUAAGAUUGAAUAUGAUGAAAUUAAUAAAGAAAAGAAUGAACAAGGAGAGUCCAUUUUGGAACGAUGGGUUAAUCAAAAUCAGCCACACGCUAUUGAACCUACUUUGUCAUUGGGAUCAGAUUCUGAAGUUGUAGGAUGUUCACAAUUUAGAACAACUGAUUUAAGUGAACCUAGACGAUUAAGAUCUACUAAUUGUUUAUCGUUAAAAAGGCUAUUAAAAUGUGACACCGAUUCCCAUUAAAUUAAAUUAUAUAUUUAAGUCUUAGAUCAUAAUAUUUAUUUUUUUUAU